UAAUAGAUACGGAAUAAAGCAGAAGAGAAUCAGAAUGACAUUGCGAUGGCGAUUGGCGGCGAUAGGAAUUUUCUAAUAUAAGAUGAACUCAAUCAAACAGGAUCUUGGUUAAGAAUUGGGAUCCGUAUGAUUGUAAAUGGAUAGGUAUAAUCAUGCUUAUGUGUGAUACCUUAAUAUUCUCAGUUCUCGUCUUCCUUUCUAAGCUUGUUGGGAUUCAGGGAUGCGACCAGCAGAUUUUAAACAAGACAUCAGGUUUUUUUACCAGCCCAUUCUAUCCACAGAAUUAUCCCAACUCAACAAGAUGUACAUGGUUGAUACUCGCCCCGAAUGACUACACUGUAACACUGAUAUUUCAUCACUUUGAUGUAGAAGCUGCAAGUCCAUGCAUAUUUGAUGCUGUCAACAUUUAUGAUGGUAGCUCCAUAAGAGAUAUACAAAUUGGGAAAUAUUGUGGUCACAACAAGCUACCGCCAAUACAAAAAUCAACUGGAUCUGCAAUGCUUGUAGAACUCAUCACAGAUGUGUCUGACCAUUUUACAGGGUUUAACUGUAGCUAUCACGUUGUCAAACGAGCUCUGAAUUGCUCAGACCAGCAAACAGAUGAGGAAAAUCAAAACAUUAUCUUAAAUGGGACAACUGGAGACUUGGUGUCCAUCUUUACACAGCCACAGACAGUCCACUGCACCUGGAGAAUCAUCCCACAUUACUCUGCCACCCUCAAGAGGCUUCAUCUGAACUUUACAUCCCUUGAUGCUCUGUUUAACUGUUCAAGGACUAAAGUUUCCAUUUAUGCUGGGAUGAUUCUUGAUUCAUCGAACUUGGCCCAUGAGUUCUGUAGCCCUAGCCAAGUGCCACCAUCUGACACAGUUUAUCGCUCUCGUGUGAUCUGGGUUGAUUUUAAGGCUACCAAUAUUUCUGAAUGGAAGAGGUCCUUCUUUGCUGCUCAUUUCAACCUUGUUGAAGGAUAUUGGAAGUGUUCCCCGGACAACUCAGAUGAAAAUAAUAACAUAAAUGUGCAUGAGAGUGUAAACCCAGCGUUUCAUUAUAAUGACCCAAAAAAACCAAUAAAUACGCCGCUUAACUGUAUGUGGCACCUGAAUGUUCCACAAGGUUUCAGAGUCAAACUGGAAUUCCAAGAGUUUCUAUUCAGUGGAGACUGCGAAGAGGGUAGAAUAGAAAUCCUUGAUGGGCAUGUGGAAAGGGGAGAAUUCUGUGGGCCAAGCAAACCUUGGGCCAUCUAUUCAUCAAGUGAAAAAAUGUAUUUAAAGAUGUCAAAGACUCUAAGCAAGAAAAAUAUGGUCAAAUUCACUGCAAGGAUUUAUGCCGUUAAAAAUGCCCCGGACAGAUGCUCAACAAUCAACACGCCAGACAUAAACCGUAACAUUCGGUUAUCAGGCAAGCAGGGCAUUUUCUUCAGUCCAAACUACCCCAGCUUUUACAACCCAAACUUCGAGUGUGUCUGGACAAUCACCGUCCCCCACCCCUGGAGGGUCCGACUCUCGUUUGACACGUUCAGCACGGAGGGCUACAACUGUGCUUACGAUUACGUUGAAGUGCGCGAUGGACUGGGAUCUAAUAGUCCCCUCAGUGGCAAAUUCUGCGGCAGUACUAAGCCCCGAGACGUGUAUUCCAGCAGUAGUCAGCUGUGGAUAAGGUUUACUACUGAUAAAAGUACAGAGCAAAAGGGGUUUCUUGCGUCGUAUAGUGUAUUUUUACCAGAGCCCAAUAAGUGCAGUAUAAAGAACAAGCUCGAGGAGAACAACGAUCUCCAAGAAGCUGGGCACUCAGGAUUUAUCCUCAGCCCAAACUAUCCCAGCACCUACCCUACCAAUAUCCAAUGUACAUGGAAAAUUACAGUCCCAGUACAAAACCAAGUGGAACUCCGUUUUGAGAAUAUCAGUCUACCGUCGUGGUGUCAAGAAGCCCAUGUCAAGGUUAUUGAUGGAAAGUCUCUCUUUGGGAAUCUACUGGGAACAUAUUGUGGCGAUGAUGUCCCUGUUUAUAUACACUCUACGAGUAACAUCAUCACCGUUAUGUUCAUGUCUUCAAGUGAAGACCCCGGUGAUUAUAGAGGCUUCAACAUAUCUUAUAAUGCGGUACGGACAGCCCCUGACGAAGUGUGCAAAACCGGCAUUACGACUCAAAAUUCUCACUUGUCACUCACACGAAACCAUGGAUACUUCGCCAGUCCUCUCGUCCUUCACCAGUCAAACUUCAACCCAUUUGAUAUGAGCUGCACGUGGUACGCGCGUGCUCCACAGGGAUACCACAUCGAACUGUCUUUCGACGUCAUCCGUUUUCCAAGUGAGCACUGCAUCGAUCAUUAUGUGGAGGUCCGUGACGGAGAUACGCUUGUGAGCCCGCUGAUCACCAGACGCUGCUCCGAGUUGGGUAAGCGGGUGUACUCUAGUGGAAGGUACUUGGUGAUCCGGUUGGAGUCGCGGAGGACAGGCCGCUACCGAGGAUUCACUGCGCGAUACAGGAUGAUCCGUGCAGGGAACUGCUCAAAAGACUUCGACGACACCUGGAACCUAAAUCUCAGUUUACAUGGAAACAAUUCCGGAGUUCUAACAAGUCCCGGGUAUCCGGCCCCGUAUCCGCCGGGUAUUCAGUGCUUCUGGAAGGUCUCCGUACCCCGUAUGGCCGGGGGAAUGUCUAUGUAUAUUGUCUUGGAGUUCUCGGAAGUUUCCCUCGGGCCUAACUGUUCAACCGACUAUGUGGAAGUAAAAAAUGGGUUAUAUUCGUUUAGCCCUGUGCUCGGCCGGUUCUGCGGUGAGAUGGAUAGAGUUAAGCUACAGCCUACAGGCCCAAAUAUCUUGGUUCACUUCAAGUCAAGCAACUGGACAAACAGGUCAAACCGGUCUAACUCAAGCGUAGGGUUUUAUGCUACAUUCUAUUCAACUGGCAACCCAAAUGCACCCGUAGGCCAAGGAAACUCAAGCCCAGUAGGCGCUAUCGUGAUUAUCCUGGGCUCAUUUGGUGGCAUAGUUAUCCUUACAUUAACUGCAAUAUUCGUCUACUGGCUUGUAACCAAAGACCACAUACACCGACCAAUCUUCCGCCGGGCCCCACCCCCACGUGAUCUUACCCCUCUGCCCGGAAAUGGCGUACCAACCCUUGAUGACAUUCCCGCCGUAUUAAUCGCUGAAGACCGACCACCGACAUACAGUGAGGCGGUCGAGGAGGACGCACUUGAAAUGACAGCCGCUGACGUGGCGGUGGUCCAUGGCGGGCACACCGGGGAAACUGAUACUGAACCGCCAACAGAGGAAGCGCAGGGACUGGAUAACCCUGCUUACAUGACAAGUACGUUAGAGUUAAGGGGAGACCCUCCUUCGUACGAAGAUCUUUAUGGUAUUGACCCAAGCUAGCACGGAGCUAGUGACAUGACAGGCAGAGUAGCGUGACAGGCGGAGUUGCGUGACUGGCAAGUAGCGUGAUAAGAAAGAGAAUGAUAAGAAAUGUAAACUGAUGAAGUGAAAUGACAAAAUUAGUAACACAGAUAUGACAGGCAGAAUGUGGCGUGAGAUUACAGGUAAAGUGGCGUGACAGUCAGAAUUGCGUGACAGGCGACCACGCGGAGUGACACGUUGACACGUGGAGAGUCACGUGCCAAGUAGAGUGGCGUGACAUGACAGGCAGAGUGCCGUGACAAGGCAAAGUGUCGUAGAGAAAGGUUAUGAUAAGAAAUGUGACUUAAUAUAGUGAGAUGACAAAAUUAGUAACUCAGAGCGAUGUGACAGGCAAAGUGAGCUGACAUUGUGACAGAGAAACAGUGAGCUGACAGACUUACAGUGUGACAGACCGAAUUUGGCGUAAGUUUGUGCGUUCCUAGCCUACCUGUAGGCGUUGGAUGUUUUUUCCAGCGAGAAAACCGUGCGAACACGGAAGUCGCUACGCUCUAUUUCAAGCCGUGGUUACGGCUGCAAAACGGGCCUAGGAGUCACCUGAGGUCGCCAUAUUGGAUUUGUGUUGAGCUACAAGCCUCCAGGUAGGCUUGCGCCUUCCAGGCUUAACUGCCUGUCCUCAUGUCAAAUAACACACACGCGAAUCUGAUAUAAAUGUGCACCAUGGAGAUGCACCUAAGAUUCGUUUUUAGGAUAUAAUAACGCAAUAAAAUAAUAAUUAAAAAAAUGAAUAUAAAUACCUACAAGAUGGUCCGUGUGAUUCCGAAAAUAGGCAGCCAUUUAUCACAUAGUAAAAGAUGAAAAAUAUUGUAAAAUAUAAUUAUUUUGUCAAAUUAAAGCGAUAUUAUUUUUA
Molecule: messenger RNA, 4260 nt
Organism: Nematostella vectensis (starlet sea anemone)
Lineage: Eukaryota; Metazoa; Cnidaria; Anthozoa; Actiniaria; Edwardsiidae
Product: cubilin
Exons: 11
Coding region: 153-3371 (1072 amino acids)
Source: RefSeq, a predicted model, not a curated record